This is a messenger RNA of Sinocyclocheilus rhinocerous, 669 nucleotides long. RefSeq names its product thioredoxin, mitochondrial-like. Gene Ontology annotation, molecular function: protein-disulfide reductase activity. The transcript has 4 exons. Gene Ontology annotation, cellular component: mitochondrion. NCBI's taxonomy places the organism in Eukaryota, Metazoa, Chordata, Actinopteri, Cypriniformes, Cyprinidae. The coding region runs from base 111 to 548 and encodes 145 amino acids. The record is from RefSeq and is a predicted model, not a curated record. Gene Ontology annotation, biological process: cell redox homeostasis.
GUUGCAGUUCGUCUCCGCGCCGCGGCGUGUCGCUGUACCGCAUCAGCUGCUGCGCGGCGGAGGGGAAGUGCGUCAGUGAUCCGUGUGACCACAGGACUCCAGAGCUCACGAUGGCUCUCAGGCUGCUGGUGGGGAGGGUGUGUGGUGUUUCUGUCAGAGGUGUGCCGUCUGGCGUCUCCUGCUCCUCGUCCUUCUCCUCUCGUCUGAACGCCUCCUGCAGGAGCGUGUCGUUUAGCGUGCAGGACCACGACGACUUCACCCAGAGAGUCAUCAACAGCCAGCUGCCUGUCCUCAUCGACUUCCACGCGCAGUGGUGUGGUCCCUGUAAGAUCCUCGGCCCGCGGCUGGAGAAGGCCAUCGCCAAGCAGAAGGGUCGAGUCGUUAUGGCCAAAGUCGACAUCGAUGAACACACAGACCUCGCCAUCGAGUACGGGGUGUCGGCGGUUCCCACGGUGAUCGCCAUGCGCGGCGGUGAUGUCAUCGACCAGUUCGUGGGCGUCAAAGAUGAAGACCAGCUGGAUUCUUUUGUGCAGAAGCUGACUGAAUAGUGAAGCUGUCAAUCACUGCCCCCUCUAGCCCCGCCCACCUCACAGACAAACUGCGUCCCGGAGGCUCUUCGCUUCUCCUUCUCUCCUGCUUUCCUUAACUGUGUGUGUGUGUGUGUGUCGA